Anopheles aquasalis is the source of this 1169-nucleotide messenger RNA. RefSeq lists its product as uncharacterized. NCBI's taxonomy places the organism in Eukaryota, Metazoa, Arthropoda, Insecta, Diptera, Culicidae. The record is from RefSeq and is a predicted model, not a curated record.
AAAUUUAUAUAAAAAACGGUUUUUACUAAAGAAAAUUUGAAUCCGGAUGACAGUUUGGUUGUCAGAAUCGCCAAAAAAACAAAACAAACAAAUCGUGACCGCAACGGAAACUACAAGAGAUCGUCGUAAAACGGAUUCGGGAUGGCGGAGUUAAAUUUAAUCACCGAAUUUAUCGCACAAAUCACUCCUACCAACCGGCAAAUCCAGCGGACCGGAGGCAUCACACAAGAAAGGUUUGCCGAAAUCUGUUCGCUCCCAGGAGCGCCGCAAGCCUUGCAACGGUCGAUUGCGGAAUCCGUUUCUGCGCUUCAAAGUGGGAUGAGCGAGGAAAUAAACAGCACAGCCUUUGAGGACAUUUUUAAUGCCGUGAUUGGACAGCUGGAAUCCUUCACCAGCUUGGAACAGUAUGUUUGGCUCGUAAGAAUGGUCGUGGCAGCAGAACUGGUUCGUGGACUACCGCGACAGUCCGCAAACAUUCGACGGAAACUACGGUGGAAAGUGGAAUCAAUUCCGCUGGACAAAUUCAGCCACUCUCCUGCUUGUAUCCAUGUCGUGACGAAAGCCUUGGUGGAAGGUGUGCCCCUGGAAGGGCUCAAUUUGGAGCACGCCAUCGAUCAGCUAUCGGUAUCGCUUUCCCAGUUGCAGCGCUACGUUGCAGUGGCCCUCUUGUUCGUCGGAUUAGAUGCGAUACUGAAGCCACAGCAAAAAACUGCCGAACCAUAUCAAAUGCAUACUGUUGAUACCUUCCUCGGUUAUCUUGAGCUGCUUAAUCUCCGCACCCUCAGCAUUCAAUUGAACGACCUUCAGGCAUUAUACAAUCUGUUAAGGUUGCUAGGCCUGUAUCAAAACAUGGUUAUCAUGCGACGAUAUGAUAAGGAUGAGCUGGAACGUGAACAUAAGCAGUAUGCGGAUUAUUUUCGCGUUCGUCCCGAGCAGAGGAAUACAUUUUGGGAAUGGUUGAAAAAAUCAAGCUCCCUGGUGACCUGUAUGAGCACCAACGAUCCUGUAGACAAGUUGAUAUUGGCUGAUCUCUUUGAAAUCGAUAUGCUGCCUCUUUUCGAUGAUAUUCUAGAGGAGGAAGGUGUCAAUUAGAAUCAUUGCGUUUAUAAAAUUGUCUUAUUUCGCACAUUUGCUCAUGUAAAUAUAUUGAACAUUAUCAUGCGAUUUCA